GGGACGCAGAGCCUCGUUGCACACAAGCCUGCACACCAGCAGUCCGACUAUACGCCCAAUUUAUUUUUAAUUGAGCCCUUUUUACUCCCGCUCGCGGACAGAACGAAGGACUUAGUUUGUUCUCCUCCUCCUGUGACGCUUGAGGGCAUCACACUGAGCAGGCUGCAGGACUAGGAUGACUGGGAAGACCCAGACCAGCAACGUGACCAACAAGAAUGACCCGCGCUCCCUCAACUCCCGCGUCUUCAUUGGAAACCUGAACACGGCCGUGGUGACCAAGGGCGACAUCGAAGCCAUCUUCGGCAAAUACGGCAAAAUUGUGGGCUGCUCGGCGCACAAAGGCUACGCCUUCGUCCAGUACGCCAGUGAGAGGAACGCCAGGGCAGCCGUGGCCGGGGAGAACACCAGGGUCGUCGCGGGACAGUCCCUAGAUAUUAACAUGGCAGGUGAGCCAAAACCAUACAGGCCUAAGAUGGCCUCCAAGAGGCCUCUGUCGUCCCUCUACAGUGGCUACGAGUUUGACUAUGACUACUACAGAGAUGAUUUCUACAGCAGACUCUUUGAGUACCACGGCCGCGUGGCGCCCCCGACCCGCGCUGUGAUCCCCAUCAAACGUUCGCGGCUGGUCGUCCCGUCCACACGCAGAGCCAAAUCCUCCUUUCCAGUCAGGGCCUGUUCCUCCUCCUCCUCCUCCUCCUCUUCCUCGUCCCGAGCGCUCAAUGUCGGCUCUUCCACAACACACCCUAAACUGAAGACGGACCAGCUGCUAACGAUCAAGAAGGAGCUGUCACAGAUCAAGACCAAGAUCGACUCGCUGCUCGGGAGGCUGGAGAGGAUUGAGAGGCAACAUCGCCCUGACGGCGACGUGCAGAGGAAACAAGGGGAGACGUGUGAGUGUCUCCAUGGUGACGCAGCGCACCAUUCUGGUGGACAGGAGGUGGGGGGGGCAGCCGAGGUUGAGGCGGGAGAGAUGACGGACGGCGGUGACGAUGACUAUGAGGACGAAGACACCGGCGAGCUGAUAGAAAACCACAUAUCGGACAUUGACAACUGAGUAAGUUGGGGAAAAGGGGAGCCCAAAGUACAAGAGGGAAGGACAGAUGCCAGCAAAACCUUCUUGAUCAAGAAGGUGUAUUCAUCGUUUAGGGAAAGCGAUGACUGAAGUGACUGAGAGCAGAGGAAGAGUUUUGCAAACUUGUUUUUUUUUUGCUUGUUCGCCUCAUUAGAACAUGUCACUCCUGAUGUAACUGCAGGCUAGGAACAUUGUCCAGACAACCUGAUCAAGAUCACCUGGAAAGGGAAAUCUGUAAUUCCCCUUGUAGCUGCUUUCCUCUCUGGAAAGUAAGGAUAUUGUAUUCCUAAUCUAAUGUAUUGUACAUAAAAAUACAGUUGUGUUGUCCAUCCGAUCACCCACGAAACGCGCUCUUUUGUUGGAAUGUUUUUUCUGUUUAUGUGCAUUGUGCAAGUGGGAAGAGCCACGGAGCUGGCAGAGAGAGAAACGACUUAUUCUUUAACUUAUUUCGCUUUGUUUGUAAAUUUAACUGAAAUGUAAUUUAUUCAGUGUUGUAUGCAUAUAAUGUUUGUCAUCUGUUGUACAUGAUACAAUGCAUUUUGAAUUCUGUAUUCUGUUCAUAGUGGACCAAAACGUCAUAUUUUUACUAUCAGCGCGGUAAAAAGUGUGGCUAUUAUUAUAGAUCAUUUGUAUUCAUUGCAUCUGGUGCACAGCUAUGGAUGACAGAAGUUUUUGAAAAUAAAUCCGUUCCUCCUAAAAACA
This is a messenger RNA of Gasterosteus aculeatus aculeatus (three-spined stickleback), 1774 nucleotides long. The record is from RefSeq and is a predicted model, not a curated record. NCBI's taxonomy places the organism in Eukaryota, Metazoa, Chordata, Actinopteri, Perciformes, Gasterosteidae.